Molecule: messenger RNA, 2606 nt
Organism: Solenopsis invicta (red fire ant)
Lineage: Eukaryota; Metazoa; Arthropoda; Insecta; Hymenoptera; Formicidae
Product: protein PBDC1
Exons: 4
Coding region: 255-758 (167 amino acids)
Cellular component (GO): cytoplasm
Source: RefSeq, a predicted model, not a curated record
AUUUCAUUUUAAGUGCACACUAAUUCAGGGAAUUCAGGAACAGAAAACAAACGGAUUGUCUUCAUCUUAAGUGCAAAAGGUGUAACCUAGUGCAACUCGGUGCACAACUGUAGAAAACAGUUGUAUGCUACAGAUGCUACAUCGUGCGCGUGUCGCUCGAUCAUUAACGAUUUAUAAUAUACAAACAGUUUUUAUGAUAACCGAAAACAGAUUUUUUGCAAAUUAUUCUUCGAAGAGCUGCGAAUACAUAUAUAAUGGCGCAAAUAGGAAACGUAACGGCAGAUCAACUAAUGGCUGGUAGCAGCGUGUUAUCGAGACCAGCCGAAGAAUUCGAAAACGACCCAUCUCUUGAAGCAAUGUGGGCAAUGAAGGCCAUGGAACAUGCAGAGGUGUAUUUUAAUAUUUUAUGCUCGGUUGACCCAAAGCUUUUAAAACUCACACCUCACGAUGAGCAGAUUUAUAAGACCUUCAAAGAUACUUUUCCCAAUAUGAAAGUGAACAAAGUGGACGAAGACGAGUUGAAAUCUCCAGAGGGGAAGAUAAAGUGGAGGUUUUUCUGCGAACAAUUUAAGGAUGUUGUGGAGGAUUACAGUUUUGGUACAUUAUUGAGAGCGGAUUGCACUGGAGAUUAUUCAGAGCAAAACAGCAUACUGACAACCAGGAUACAGUUUUAUGCUAUAGAGCUUGUGAGAAAUAGAGAAGGCUUUAACGAUGGCGUGCGAGAAAAAUACAAACCAAAAAGGACUGUGAAAAAGUAGAGAUAUUACAGCUAGUUUAUAUUAAUAUUAUUGAAAAUAGAUCUAUAACUUUUCUAUUAUUUUUUUAAAGAUACAAUUGAAUAAUGUAAAAGAGAUAAUGUUUGUAAGAUAUACAUCAUAAAAUAUAUGUGUAACGUAAAUAUGAAAUUUAAUUUUAAUAUAUUUACCAUGUUGAUGACAGAACAAAUUUAACAAUUUUUCUUAAAUUUAUGCAAUAUCGAACUGAUGAAAACACAUAAAAGGAGAAAUGCUAGUUAGAAAAAUAAUCGAUAUAAAAUGAAGAUACAAGAAUCGUUAUGGGAUAAAGAAUGUUUGAUUAUCGAUGAAGUUCGCAAUGGCUUUGGAGUAACAAAAAAUUUAAAAAGCGGAUAUAUUAAGACUGCAAGUUGUUCAGAGGGUUUAGUGAAAGAAUGCACGAGAGCGGCCAUUUCUAGAAUAUAUUGCUAUAUACACACUUUAAUAACCAAAAACAAACAUUACAGCAAUAAUAUUGUUAUUAAUAUAAUAUUAUAUGCAAUAAUAGAAUCGUUUAUCAAUCGUAGUGAAAACACCGAAAACCUUGCUUCUUCUUUUACUGGAAAGAACAAUGCGUACGAUUUGUCUCCCUUUUAUUAAUAAUAUUCGCAAUAUCAAUGGCGCCCGAUCGACCGCACCCGCGGAUCGUAGAUCUUUGAAAGGGAAAAAGAAAAUUGGUAUACGUUACCUCGUUUACCACACAAUAAGUAAUAUCCAGACGCGAAUGCGCGCUGUCUCGAGAGCGCGGUCGAUCCGCGAUUAAUCGUUAUCGUAGAAUAAUAAAUAUGACAGUGCGAUAUCUAAAAAAUCUGUCUUUUUUAUGCAACUUGCACAUUCAAAUACAAGUGUACUCGAACAAUGUACAUUGUUUUAUUGCCCUUGCGAACGUUAAGGGGAAUAGGAGCUGCCAAAUCGUCAUAUGGCGAGUAUGAUUUCUUGUUAGAAUAGGAUGAUAUGCCUUUUUCGAUCUUUGCAUUCUAGCGACGAGCGUGCAAAGAAGGAGACAAUUUUCGAAGAAAAACCAUUUUGUUUAUCUUCUUUUGUCCGGCAUGCAAUAUCGACAUUUGAAAUUGUUCCUCUUUUAAAUGUGUCAUCUAACGAUUUGGCGGUUACGGAUUCUCCUCGAGUCUCUAUACGAGCGGUACAUCUGCGACUUCUCUCCCAAUCUCGCUUUCGCUCAUUUUCUCUCUCUCUCUCUCUUUCUCCUUUCAAACUCUUGGUUUAUUUUUUCGCGUUCGCUCUGUAUCUCUGACCGCUAAAAAAUAUUUGAGCGUAUGAAAAUUACAAAAUAGAGCUUUGAAUCAAAUCUGCUUUAGAUAAGCAUCUUUCAUAUGAGCACAAUAAUAAUAAUAAUAAUAAAAUAAAAAAUCUAGAAUAUUUUAUAUGUGUCUGUGUGUGUGUGUAUGUGUGUGUCGAAGAUGUGAAAUAUUUUUACAUAAUGCAAGAGAUUUAUUAUCUCUUUCCAGAUAAGUUAAUUUAAAAGAUAUCACAUUUAUAUAUUUCUCUCUCCAUCCUUUCCCUUUCUCUCUCUCUCUCUCUCUCUCUCUCUCGCAUUCGGUUUAUUGUAUCUCUAUUGAAUGGCGCGACCAGAAAAUAGAGCUUGCCGAAUCUUACGUUUAUUUCUUAGCGGUCGACUUGAAUCACUUGUGUAUGAUGAAUAAAUUACAAGAAUUACGUAUAAAUAUCAUCGACCCUCAAACAAUGCGUCAGAAUCAGAAUUUUAAUGAUCAAGUUUCCACUCUGUUCAUUAAUUUCUUCCGUAUCGUUUGAGGGCGAUUGUUUCUAGGGUGCUUGAAAAGGAAGCGUAAAAUAAGACUAAAAAAGAAAAAAAAA